Messenger RNA from Morchella sextelata, 444 nucleotides. RefSeq lists its product as uncharacterized. The record is from RefSeq and is a predicted model, not a curated record. The transcript has 5 exons. The coding region runs from base 1 to 444 and encodes 147 amino acids. Lineage: Eukaryota; Fungi; Ascomycota; Pezizomycetes; Pezizales; Morchellaceae.
AUGCUGGCUGGCGAGCGCUGGCUCUGGAUUGAGAAAUCGUCCCUGACUCAAAACGCCCUAAAAAGCCAUAUUAGGGCUACAUACAGUACCGUAGAUAUUUUUUUUCGCCACCUCCAAAGUUUAAUAACCCGUCGCGAGAGCCCCACUCUAUUGUUCGGCGGCCGGCGGCUGAAGCGAGCUUGCCAACCCUGCGCCGGCCCUGGCGGUGGCUGUGGAGGUGCCCUAUUGUGUGAUCUUUUGCACUUCAGCUCUCGCGGAAUGUUCUUUCCCCGUGAUGCAAAUAAUCAGAUAACCAGAGGUUAUGGGCUCCAUAGAGUAGGGCACGAUAUACAAGAAAUGGUUCGCUUCUUCUAUCCAUAUCCUCCAGAAGGCUUGUUUUGUUUGGCGAGAGUGAGGUUGAGUUGGGCGAGUUCCCCCCACAUUGCUAGCCGAAUCUCAAUCUGA